Molecule: messenger RNA, 2398 nt
Organism: Jatropha curcas
Lineage: Eukaryota; Viridiplantae; Streptophyta; Magnoliopsida; Malpighiales; Euphorbiaceae
Source: RefSeq, a predicted model, not a curated record
CACUGCUCAACCGCCUUCUAUUAUAUAAGCUAAGUUUCUGUGACAGACCCUUUGCGGUGCCGCCCGUGCUGCCCACCCUCUUGGAUUCUACAGACACGCUAAAAACCACCACUGUUCGUGUCAGUACGGCCUCUUUUUCCGGCCAAGUUAUCACUUAUCAAAAACACAGAAAAAAGUAAAAAAAAUUAAAACACAAAAAACCCCAAACCGUAACUUUUCUUACAUUUUAUUCGCCUCUGUUUCCGAUUCCAGCAAUAUUCGUUAAGGGUUUUUAGUGUUUUGUUCUGGGUUUUGUUUCUAUUUUUGUGAAAUUGGGAGAAUGUCUCAGGUUCAGUCACAGCCACAAGGACCUGUUUCUGCUCCAGUUGGAAUGGCAAGCAAUGGAGGAAACCAAUUCGUCUCAACAUCGUUAUAUGUUGGUGAUCUUGAACAAAAUGUAACCGAAACUCAGCUCUAUGAUUUGUUUAAUCAGCUGGGUCAGAUCGUUUCAAUUCGGGUCUGCAGGGACUUGACCUCUAGAAGGUCACUUGGAUAUGGCUAUGUCAAUUAUAACAACGUACAUGAUGCGGCACAGGCAUUAGAAGUACUGAAUUUCACUCCUGUCAAUGGCAAGCCAAUUAGGAUAAUGUAUUCAUAUCGUGAUCCUACUAUUCGCAAAAGUGGUGCAGGAAAUAUAUAUAUCAAGAAUUUGGACAAGGCAAUUGACAACAAAGCUCUACAUGACACAUUUUCUGCAUUUGGAAAUAUUUUAUCUUGCAAAGUGGCAACUGACUCUGCGGGUCAGUCUUUAGGAUAUGGGUUUGUACAAUUUGAUAAUGAGGAGUCUGCUAAAAACGCAAUUGAUAAGUUGAAUGGUAUGUUACUGAAUGACAAACAAGUUUAUGUUGGACCUUUCCUCCGCAGACAAGAAAGAGAGUCAGGCACAGAUAAGACAAAAUUCAAUAAUGUUUAUGUAAAGAAUCUUUCAGAGACUACAACUGAGGAGGAUUUGAAGAAAAUUUUUGGUGAAUAUGGGGCUAUUACUAGUGCUGUAGUGAUGAGAGAUGGGGAUGGCAAGUCCAGAUGCUUUGGAUUUGUCAACUUUGAGAAUCCAGAUGAUGCAGCUCGAUCAGUCGAGGCUCUCAAUGGGAAGACAUUUGAUGAAAAGGAGUGGUAUGUUGGAAAAGCACAGAAAAAAUCUGAGAGAGAAGUUGAAUUAAAAGGGCAGUUUGAGCAGACUUUGAAAGAGACGGUGGACAAAUUUGAAGGAUUGAAUCUAUAUGUUAAGAACCUAGACGAUAGCAUCACGGAUGACAAGCUGAAGGAAUUAUUCUCAGAAUUUGGUACAAUUACUUCAUGCAAGGUUAUGCGUGAUCCUAAUGGUGUCAGUAAAGGAUCAGGCUUUGUUGCCUACUCAACUGCUGAAGAAGCAUCUAAAGCUCUUACUGAGAUGAAUGGUAAAAUGAUAGUUAGCAAGCCAUUGUAUGUUGCACUUGCGCAGAGGAAAGAAGAACGGAGAGCUCGAUUGCAGGCACAAUUUUCACAAAUGCGUCCUGCUAUGGCACCUGCAGUUGGCCCCCGUAUGCCAAUGUAUCCCCAUGGCACUCCAGGUAUUGGACAGCAACUAUUCUAUGGUCAAGGCCCUCCUGCUAUUGUCCCUCCCCAGCCUGGAUUUGGGUAUCAGCAACAACUGGUUCCUGGAAUGCGGCCAAAUUUUUUUGUCCCAAUGGUCCAACCAGGUCAGCAGGCUCAGCGCCCCAGUGGCCGGAGAUCUGGAGCAGGGCCUGUGCAGCCUCAGCAACCACUUCCCAUGAUGCAGCCACAGAUGCUUCCAAGGGGGCGUGUCUAUCGUUACCCUCCUGGUCGCAGCAUGCCUGAUGUUCCCAUGGCUGGUCUUCCUGGUGGCAUGCUUCCUGUUCCUUAUGAUAUGGGGGGAAUGCCAUUUAGAGAUGGUGCGUUUUCACAGCCUAUGCAGACUGGUGCUUUGGCAACUGCCCUUGCUAAUGCAACGCCUGAGCAACAGAGGACGUUGCUCGGUGAAAAUUUAUAUCCACUUGUAGACCAGUUGGAGCAUGAAAAUGCUGCUAAGGUUACUGGCAUGCUUCUAGAGAUGGACCAGACUGAGGUUUUGCAUUUGCUGGAGUCUCCAGAAUCCCUGGAAGCCAAAGUUGCUGAAGCAAUGGAAGUUCUUAGAACCGUUCAGCAGCAGGCUAAUAGUCCAACCAAUCGAAUGGCAACACUUUCCCUGAAUGAGAACCUAGUUUCUUAAGCUUGGCUAUGGCUAUUAUUUUUAGAGAACUUUCUGAAACUUGUUUUUGAGAGUAUUUUCGGUGUGGCAACAAAGUUUUGCCUGUUAUAUUUUAGUUAAUAUUUAAUGUUACUAUAUUAAGGCUUCAGUUAUCUGAGUUGUGUUUUUACA